Messenger RNA from Plasmodium berghei ANKA, 3711 nucleotides. Its product is annotated as conserved Plasmodium protein, unknown function. The transcript has a single exon. The coding region runs from base 1 to 3711 and encodes 1236 amino acids. Lineage: Eukaryota; Apicomplexa; Aconoidasida; Haemosporida; Plasmodiidae. The record is from RefSeq and is a predicted model, not a curated record.
AUGCAAAACUACGAAAAUUGUAGCAAAAAAACAAAAAAAAAAAAUGGUUAUCAUAGCUCAAACAAUAUAAGUAAAAAUAAUGUAAACAUAAAGGAUAUAAAAACAUUGUAUAAUAUAUUUUCGUGUAAUAUUCAAACGGAAAGUAAUAUUAUAGAUUGUACAGACAAAAUUAACAAAGAUGGUUCUAUAUUUUUAACGAAAAUGGGAAAAAAUAUUAACGGUAGCGAUAAUAAUAAUAAAGAAUCUCAUGAUAAUUAUAAAAUAACAAAAACAGGGAAUGUAAAAAAAGAAGAUGAUUUAUUUUUAAGACAAACCAAUAAACAAAAACCAAAGGACAACGAUUUUGAUUUUUUUAUGGAAUAUAAUGAAAACAACCAUGUUAACAAAUUAACAAAAAUAAAACAUUUAGACAAAAAUAAAAAAGAAACAAAUAUAAAUAGUACUAUAAAUUCAUAUCAAUCAAAUCAUGAUUCUUUGUUAUAUUUGAAUGAAAUAGAUGAUAUAAAAAAUUUUGAAAAAAAUUAUAAAAAUAGUGAAAAUACAAAAUAUGAAAAUAUAUUAAAAAAUACAAAUACAGAAGUAAACAAUGAUGUAAUGCAUACACAUGAACAAAUAGUGCAUUAUAAUUAUUUUGAUGAAAAUUAUAAUAAAAUUGAAAAAAUUAAAGAACCAAAAGAAAAAGACAUAACAAUAAACAAAAUUAAUGAUGUAUUUAUUGUGGGUAGUGAAAAUCAGAACAUCGAGUGGGAAAAAAGAUACGAACCAUUUGAAAAAGAAUUAGAAAAAAAUAUAAGUUCCGAACAAAACAACCAAGAUAUUUUGAAUACCUCAAUUUUAUUUGAUAAUAUUUUUUAUGAAAAUAAAAAAAAUAAUUGCACUGAUUUUGAUUUUCGUAACAAGUCAUGUACAAAAAAUGAAACAGAUAUAGUCGAUAAAAUUUCUGACCAUAUUGAUUUGGAUACUUACCCAAAUAAGGAGAUAAUAAAUUAUGAUAUAAACUUCAUGGAAAAUGAAAAAAAUACAAAAGACAUAUCUUUUCCUUUUGAUUUUAAUUCAAAUAUAUUUCCAAAAACUAAUUUUAAGGAAUGUAUAUACAAUUCAUUAGUAUUUGAUGAUAAAGAUAGUGAUAUAUUUAAUAUAAAAGAUAAAAACAUUUUAGAUGGAAAUAUUGACAAAAAGAAAGAAGUAAUUCAUAGCAGUGACGAUUUAAUUAAAUCAGAUAUUUUAUUUAAUUUUUAUGAUAAAAUUCAAUUUAAUAAAUAUGAUGAAAUGUUUGAAAAAGAAGAAGAACAAAGAAAUAACGAUAUUCUUUUUAAAGAUGUAAAAAAAAGCGAAAAUAAUUUUUUUUUAUCAGAAUAUUUAAACAAAUCAUCAGGAAGUUAUGAUAAACUAUAUUUAAAUAAAAAUAAUAAAAAUGAAAUAAAUUAUAUGUUUGAAGUACAUAAAACUUGUUAUAAAAUAUUUGAGGAAAAAAUAGAAAGUUAUCCAUCAAAAAUAAUAAACAAAAAAUAUAUAAAUAAUUCUAACGAAAAUAAUAUUUUUUUAGAAAUGAUUGAAGAAAUUGAAAAUGUUAGUAAAGACAUUAUUCUUGAUCAUUUCAAAUUAGAAAUUGAUGAAGAUUUUUUAGAAAAUAAUAAACCAGAUAUACUAAAUUCUAAUAAUAAAAUAGAGAUUAUGCCGAAUAACAAUACAAAAGAAGAUAACAAAAGUGUUUGUGAAGAAAAUGAAAUUAAUGAAAAAGACAUGAACGAGUUAGAGAUUCAUUUUGACAAUUUGAAAAAUGUAGAUAUUCCAGAUUUUCACGAUUUUACAAAAAUUCAAUCCACAUGUUCAGAAAAUAAGACAAAAUGCAAUGAUGGCGAAACUGAAAUGAAGGAAAAUAUAUAUAAUCAGUUUGAAAAAGAAAACAAAGAAAUAUUUAUAAAUAAGAACAAAAGCGAUGAAAUAAAAAACUUUUAUAAUGAUAUUUAUAAUAUAUUAAUAAAUAAAAAUUAUUUAGACAUAUUUUUAAUUCUAAAAAAAAAUAAUAAUAUUAGUAAUGAAAAUAUGAAUAUUCAUAAUUUUCAUAUAUACUUAAAAAAUGUGAAAAACAUAAAAAAAAGAGGAUUUAAUAAUAUGUAUGAUUAUAAUGAUUAUAUCCAUAAAUUUAUUGAAGAUAUAUAUUUAAUGGAUGUUAAAAAAUUUGUUUUUUAUAAUAUUUAUGUGGAUAAUAUAAAUAAAUGUAUAAAAAAAAAAAAUAUUUUAAUAAAUAACAUAAGUAAUAGUUACAAUUUUGUUAAUGAUUUUUACAAAAAACAUGAAAAAAUAUUAACACAUGAUAUGUUUUAUAAAAAUAUUAGUUAUUCUCUUUAUUUUUUGAAUUUUAUUAAUAUAUUAAUUGAGUUAUGGAAAAAAAUUACUAUAAAAAUAAAAAAUAUAAAUACCAUAUUGCUACUCAAAAAAUUUAUAAAUAUUUUUAAAAAAAAUCAAAUAGCAUAUGCUUUAAAACAAAUAUAUAAUUAUUUAUUUUUUGUCUACAAUAUAUUAAAUAAACCUAUACUAGAUCAAGGACAACCCAAAAUUAAAAAAAUAAUUAAGAUAAUAAUAAAAAGUAAAAUUUUUAAAAUGAUAAAAAAAUAUGUAUAUAAAAUUAACAAUUCUUCUUUUCAUUUUAUAAUUUUAUUUUCCCUAAUAUCUAUACCUCCAUAUAAAAAAACGGUCACUAUAUUUGAUCAUUUUAUGGAAUAUUUUUUUAAAAAUAUUAACAAAAUUUUAUUCAAACAAAUUAAGGAUGCAUUUUAUUGUACUCAUGACGGAAAUAAGGAAAAAAUUGAAUCCACAAAUUUGACAAAUUGUAAUGAAAAUACAAACAAUUUAAAAAAUGUUAUUAAUAAUAUUAUAAAUGAAGGAGAGAGUAACAUAUGCCUAGUUAAAAUAAAAAAAUUCGAACAAUUAUUUUUACAAAACUUUGGAAACAACAAUAAAAAUAACGAAAGGGAAAUAAAUAACACAAAUUUGUUAAAUACUUUAACAGAUAUAAAAAUAAAUGAAGAAAUAUGUCUUUUAGAAAAAGAACUAGAAUUAUAUAUUAAAUAUAAUAUAUCUUUUUAUCGUUUAUUUUUUAAAUUUAUAAUACCCCUUGUAAAUAAAAUAACAACUAUUUUUGAGAAUUUAGAAACAUUUUUUACAUUAUAUAUAAAGUAUAAAAUUAAAAAAAAAAAAAAAUUGUUUUUUUUUUAUGAUCCUUGGUUAUAUAGUUACGACACAUUCUUAUCAUUUUGUCAAAUAAAUAUAAUUCCAAAUUCAAAUAAUUUUAAGAAAAAUGAAAAGGAUGUGAUUGAAACAGAUCAAGAAUUAGAGAUUUUUUCAAAUCAAAUAGAAACAAAUAUAUUUUUAGAAAAUUCAAAAAAUAUUUUAAAUUGGGAACAAUUCAUAUUAUAUUAUAAACAAUUAGACAAUAAUAUAAUUUUAUCUAAUAUAUUUAAUACCAUUUAUAAAUUUUAUGAUUUUAAAAAUAUUAAUCAAAUUAUUUCAUAUAAGGAAAAUAUAUCAACAUAUUACAAAAAUAUAAAUAAACAAAAAGGUCUUAAAAAAACAAUUAAUUCUAAUUUAAGUUAUAAAAAAUUAAAAAAUUAUUAUUCGGAUAUCUUAAAUCUUUGCUAUGAUGAAAAAUAUAUAAAAAUAAAUACACGUGCCUUAAAAUACAUAUUCUUUAACCUUCAUUUCAACUAA